UUUGUCAGGAGACAUUCAGGGUACUGAUGUUCUUAGUCUAAACUGCUGCUUAAGCAUUUUCAGAGCCAUUUUUACUUCUUUUUCUCUGCUUAUGUUUCUCUUUAUGUGCAAGUAGUCACGUGGCCUGCCUGACAGUACAGAGAUUUUUCCCAUAGUGCUGCAUCUGUAGACUUGCACUGAUACAGCUUCCCUUCCAUGGGAGAAAUUCAGCGCUGGUAUAAGCAGUGUUUACAGCACUGCAGCUUGAGCCAGCAGCCAGGCCUUCACAAAGCCUGCUUCCUACCAGCACAGACUUUAUUUAGGGUCACCUAAUGGCAUAGUUGCAAACACCUCUACAGUACCCCUGCUCUUCGUGGUCCCUUCAGUCAAGGGCAGCUCAUUUCACACAUGCUUCUUGGUCUUCCUGGUUCCUUCGCAGACCCUAGGGAAUUGAUGGUGAUCUUCUAGGCACAUGGACUCCAUUUAAUCCAGCAACAGUGAGGUCCAUUCUUGGCAUGUUUGACAGAGAAAACAAAGGUGGUGUGAAUUUCAAUGAAUUCACAGGAGUCUGGAAGUACAUCACAGACUGGCAGAAUGUCUUUCGAACGUAUGACAGAGACAAUUCUGGAAUGAUUGACAAAAAUGAACUAAAGCAAGCACUAACAGGUUUUGGUUACCGACUGUCUGAUCAAUUCUAUGAUAUCCUUAUUCGGAAAUUUGACAGACAAGGAAAAGGACAAGUUGCAUUUGAUGACUUUAUUCAGUGCUGUGUUGUUUUACAGAGGCUGACUGAUGUGUUCCGGCGGUACGAUACUGAUCAAGAUGGCUGGAUUCAGGUGUCCUAUGAGCAGUAUCUUUCCAUGGUCUUCAGCAUCGUAUGACACUGAUAACUAGAAAUUGCACACUGGCAUUACACAGACUGGAGUUGCCAAAUCAUCCUGUACUGAAUAAGAUUAUUGAUGUAUCAUAAUGGAUAUAACUUCACAUUCUUAAAUUUUGUAUUUGUUGGUCAUUACCUUCAGAAUCAGUACUUGAGUUGGUUUUUAUUUUGUAUGACUAGGAUGUGACCAUCUCUGCUUACUGUAAUGUGGAAAGCACAGAAUAUAGAUGUAACUGGUGCAAUGUCAAACGUAACCUUCUUCCACAUAUCUUGCAUGGGAAAAAAUUACUUUAGAAAUGCCAAAUUACAAUAAUGCUUGCUAGUUUAUAAGAGACUUGAAAGUCAAAAGUUGCACAACAUGUUUUGCAUGUGCCUUACUUUUAUAAGAGUUUAAUGUAUUAAUUUUUAAUACAGAAUUUAAAAUUAAGUAAAAAUAUUAGAUCAACUUUUGUAGUCUACUUCACUUUUGUACUUGUUCACUUUUUUUUAAGGAGUUGUUGGUUUUAUUUCUGUAUUCUAGUUUUCUGCAGUCCAGGAGUCCCUCUUCUCACUUCACAGCACUGGCCUUUUUCAUUGCCUUUUUAUUUUCUAGCUGCCUCCUUCUUUCAGGGUAACCUUAGGACAUCUACAGACACACAUACCUUUGUCCAAUACUUCAUCUCCUAAACAAAGUUCCCUACA
Calypte anna (Anna's hummingbird) is the source of this 1540-nucleotide messenger RNA. It is a transcript of the gene PDCD6, whose product is annotated as programmed cell death 6. The record is from RefSeq and is a predicted model, not a curated record. The transcript is spliced from 5 exons. Gene Ontology annotation, molecular function: calcium ion binding. NCBI's taxonomy places the organism in Eukaryota, Metazoa, Chordata, Aves, Apodiformes, Trochilidae. Bases 495 to 860 code for a protein of 121 amino acids.